AGUAAGAAAUCGAUCUUCUACCGGGUCUGUGCGCACCCUUGGAUCGAUCUCCGACACCGCAACGAUGGCGGAUUACUCCAAGACCCAGCGCAUCGUGCUCCUCAUAGAUCUUCACCCGCUCCGGACUUUCCAGAACCCUAACUCUUAUCUCACUUCAAUCUCUGCGACCGCUAAACGCCUCACGGCAUUCGCUUCCCUCACUGAAUCGCUCUUCUCCUUCAGAUUCUUCUUCUCCUCUCUCUGCCCUUACCUCUCCACCUCUGUCGUCGACAACCUCAUUGGUAGCCCAUUUCUCACUUCUUUCAACCUCCCUUCCGAGACCUUAAAAUCCCUUACCACUAUUCUCACAUCUAUGUCCAUUCCAGCGGAACUUGUGGUAAAUCAUUCUCGCGCAUCCUAUGUCGCCAGCUCUUUGUACCAACUCGUAUUGGAUUGCACUUGGGAAUCUGAAACUGACGAUCUCACGGGUAAGGCUAAUGUCGCGCUUCCUAAGAUUUCUUCGAAUUUGGUGCUUUUGUUUUCCAAUUUGCCUAAAUCCAUGAGCUCCUUGUCUGAGCAUAUGGAUCUGGGAGGGGAUUCUGAAAAUUCGAAGGUUUUAGAUGGGUUUGCAGUCAAAUUUCGUGAAUUGUUUGGUAUAGUGAGCAAUGCGUUUGCUAAUAAGGAUAUUCAUUUGAGCUGGAUUGAUGUGAGAGACGGCCUCGUGGGGUGUGCGAAUAAUUUGAAAGUUAACGACUUUGAAGGAUCAAUGCUUUUGGAGGAUGAAAUUAAGAGAUACGGGUGGGGGUUUUGCUCAACCGACUCAAUUGUUUUGGAUUCUGCUCUAGUUCCUUUUGGUUUGAUAUACCCGAAAAUAGGAAUUUCUUUACAAUUCCUGAAGUGUGCUGAUUCUAGUAAGGGCCGUUUUGGACAGCUAUAUCUUCAGAUCCUUGAUGUGAAGGGAAACCCCUUACAGUGCAGGUGCUGUGAUCUUGAAUUUAUGAAUCUGAGUGAACCACAAAGUGACGAAUGCAGUGGAGAAUCAAUUUGGUGUUCUUUUGGUGAAGCUGGGGUGAUAAAGAUGGAGAUUCAUGAAAUCCAGCGGUACGAUGAGGGUAAAAGAGUUGAAGACUUCACAUCUAGUUCCAUUCUAGUGCGCGAGUUUUUUGGUGUCUCUAGGAAUUGCAAAAGCCAAAUUGCUGAUGAUUUCCUCGCUUAUAGGGUUCUUGAUAUGUUGUCCGGGGAGAUGGGUGAGAACACCAAACGAAACUCUGUGCCCAUCUGGAACAUUCUGAUGAGUUUUCUAUACGAAGAAGGCUACCAGGCCAUGGUUUCUCUUUCAAGUAACAAUGGACAGAUUUCAGGUGUUCUCAAACCUUUGACAACUCACUUAGCACUGCUCUCAGUCAUUGAUAGUAAUGAAGAACAUGGUUGGAAUCAGUCGCAGUCUACAUGUGCAAGAGACAGGAUUUGUAACGCAUCUGUUGUUGAUACGGAAUAUGUAAAUGGUUCCCUGCCUGAGGCUUCAACUUCUAAUAAUUUUGAAUCUCUAAGGCUUGAGAGAAGAAGAAAGCAUAAGAAAUCUUCAGAUCAGAAUCUCUGCUGGAAUUCAUUUUGUGAUGCGGCGUAUGAGUGCUCUGAUUUCAAUAUGGUAGAAGUUUGUUCUGCCAGAAAACCUGAAAAGUCAAAGAUGCUGAAGUUUUUUAAAUGCUGGAUGAAGCAGAUAAAAAAGCACAGCAGCAGCAGCAAUUUUCUGCAAACAACACUUCAUCCACCGUGUUCGCAGCAGCAGCACUUGCCGCCACCUUUAUUUUCUCAAGAAAACUUAAUGCAGGAAGGAGAUGCAUCUUUUUCCUUCCCUGAAACAGCAGAAGUCUUCUACUGUAAUCUCCCACAAUGGAUUGAGCAUCGUCUAAGAUCUGGAGCAGACUUGCAGAGUUUUGCAGAACGUCUUGUAAAGUUAUCGAUACACGUGUUAUCUCAAAAAUAUGAAACAGACAAUAGUGCAGCUGAUCAUAAUGCAAAGCAAAGUGCAGACAUAUCUCAUACGAACAUCACUACAGAACUUAUGGAACUUUUAUUACAGAAGCCAAGAGAUAUGAAAGAUAAACUGGAGUUUGACAAUCCUACAUCAGAAGUAUCUGAUUUCAGUUCAACCUCAAAAUUUAUUGCAAGAGAAUAUGAAUUGCAGGUUUUUCUACGAAUGGAAAUUCUUCGUUCUGAUGUUUCUGAGAGUAUUAGAAGAUCUGCAAAACAGAAGCUUGUGAAACAGAUUUGCUCCCUUCUAGAGAUAAUUCAGUACCUUGUUGAAGGAGGCAUUCAUGGUCAUGUUUGCCUUUAUGAAUAUGUUGAGCGGACCAUCAGGAUAAGGUAUAGCCAAUAUCUUAAAGAUAUUGUGACUAAAAUCUAUGCUGAAAUGGACCUGCUGCCAUUUGGUGAAGAAGACGAAAUUCAGGCGCACCUCUUCAACAGUGAGGAUAGUGAUCAAUCAUGGAAAGAUAAACUAGAUGGAUCUAAAAUCGCCAAAUCCUACAACAUCCUACAAAAUCACUCAAGCCAGCCUGCAGAUGGUGAUGAGAGUCUGGAGGCGUUUAGGGAGGACGAACAUGCACGCAGGUUAAAUGAAGCUCGUGAAAAGAGAGAUUUAGCUAGGAGAUCCGUGUGUCCAAGGACGCUAGUCCAGCAAAGAGUUUGGGCACCCAGGCAGCAGCCUAAGGUGCCAAAAGGGAAAUUUGAACAGCAGAAAGACACUCAAAGGAAAGACACGCGAAAAGCUCGUCGUUACAGUGUGGUGUGUGAAACCCCAAUGUCCCAAAGAAAACAUAUAUACUCUCCUAGUGGCGAAAAGGGGCAUAUAGACUCCCGGAACUCUUCAAGCUUUGCUUCGAAGGCUCUGUUUCAGGAUCCAUGAUCUUCUUUAGAUUGGGUUUCAUGUGUGGUGUCAUCGGAACAGCUCUCUCAUUCAAGGGGAAAUGCAUGAAAGCAAAAGAAACAAGGUCUAUGGUG
Messenger RNA from Cuscuta campestris, 2982 nucleotides. The record is from the annotation of a GenBank genome assembly. NCBI's taxonomy places the organism in Eukaryota, Viridiplantae, Streptophyta, Magnoliopsida, Solanales, Convolvulaceae.